AGUUGAAAGAAGAAAGAUCUGUUUGUGUAACAAAUGCUGAAAAAGUCCUGGGACAUCUUUUUUUUUGUACAAAUUUGUCAUAAGGGUUUAUUGAAAAUAAAAAGAAUGACAAGAUACUGUAUUAAUCAUAAUCCAAAUGGACGAAAAUAGUCCAGUAGUAAUAUCAACUGAAAAACUAUAGAACAUUACGGAUGGAGUACUAAAAUCUUCAUUCUGUUCAUUUCAGCUCAUUGUAUAGGUUAUUAGAAAGAAAUAGUUCAGGUAGACAUGUGGCGCAUGUAAUCACUUGUCAGUUUGAAACAUGGGAACGAAUGUAAUAACUUCAGGUAUGCGCAAUAGCCCUUAAAGUUGUCCAUACAUACCUAAGGAUGUACAUAACAUAGCCAUUCCUGCAGGCACUUCACUCUUGCUUGAAUAUGCACACUUUUAUUACAGUGUAUUUCACUGAAUUCAUACAUCAAGGUUAAAUUUAAACAUUUGUGUGUGUUAAGUAGACUUGCCAAUUGACAACCAGUGAUGUGUAUUGCUUUAAUGCCAUUCCCAUUUUACUACUGAGGCGCUCCUUAAAAGAGCAAGUAAUGUGUAGCAGACUGAGCUUACUCUAUAAUUAUGAAAAUGUUGAAUAUUGUUUAUUGUAGGAGUUGUAUGGGAUAUGAGUUUGCCAUUUGUUGUGUGUACGUGCCUAAUACGUGCAAAUGAUACAUACUUCACAUUAAGUUUCCUACAUUUUCUUUCAUCAUUUCCUUGAUGGAUUAUUGGUUAGACCAGUUAGCUAUAACCUGUUCUUCAACUGAAAUGAAGACAUUCAAAAGAGCUGUCUUCAAUUUCUGAUGCAAACUACUUGUAACAAAUUGUUUCUUUAGUUUUGCAGGAAUUACUCAGUCACACAAAUUUUACCAUCAGAGUUGGAUCUGAUUUCUGUUAGAACUGCAUUCAUCAUGUUUUCGUCUGGACUUGGACCGAAACCCUGAUACUGUGAGAUCGUAAAUCAACAAUGAACCUUACCUCAGAUUUGUUGGACAUGAUGCUGAAGGCAUCAAACCUCUCUCGAUGGCAGUUCAUCCAACAAUACUCCAUCCCACCUCUGGUGGCUGUGCCCAGGCUCCCAUCUGCUCUGCUACCAGUAUUUGGUGUGCUCUAUGUGCUCAUCUUUGGACUUGCUGUCAUUGGAAAUGGGGCUGUGCUGGUUCUCAUGUGCCGUAAGAAAGCGCUGCAGUCUCCAAGCACUUUCUUCAUCUGCUCGCUGGCACUCAGUGAUCUGCUUAUUGGCAUCGUGUGUGUGCCUGCAUCCCUGCUGCAACACUUCUUUAAAAACUGGCUGGCAGGCAACUUCCUGUGCAAGCUGGUCCCCUUUCUCCAAGUGACCGCCAUAGCAACCAGCAUCCUGACCAUGACUUGUAUCGCUGUGGAGCGUUUCCAGGGGAUCUUGUAUCCUCUUCAUAUCCGCAACAACUACAUCCUUCACAGCUCCAUCAUAAUGCUUGUGGCCGUGUGGAUAGUCGCGCUGGCAAUUGCAGCUCCCAUGUGGUUUGUCCAGAAAGUACAGGUGAAAUACGACUUUCUGUUUGAUGUUCACCACACCAGUUGUCUGGAGGUGUGGCCAAGCCAGCAGUGGAGGCGGAGUUACACCGUAUGCCUAUCAGUGAUGGUUUUUCUGGUCCCAAUGGUGACCAUGGCUAUCCUGUAUGGGAAGAUCAUGAGGGAACUGUGGGGCAAACACCGCAUUCACGAGGCUGUGUUCCAAACACUGCCAGGGUCGGAGAUCAACAAGAUCACCAGGAGGAAGAGGAGGGCAGUGAAGAUGAUGGCCACGGUGGUGCUUCUGUUCGGUGCUUGCUGGGCUCCAUUUCACCUUGUAUCACUGCUGCUGGACUACGAAAAGCUGAACCUGGACCUGGACUCAGAGUUUCUCUUGCUUAGCUUGGUGCAGAUCCUGGGCUUCAGCAACUCCGUCUGCAACCCAGUGGUCUACGCCGCCCUCAACACCAACUUCAAGAGGGAUUUGCUGGCGCUCCUGACGCACAGGUGGAUACCCUGUUUCUGGAGAAAGCAGGCCCGAGUUGGAGUCUCCGUCACGGAACCGAGGACCACCACGGAGAGGAUGGAGAGGAGAGUCAGGGUCCAGCCAUGGAGCAAAGUGGCCUGGGAUGCAGAAAAUGGUGAGGCACCAGUAACAAAUGGAGUGAGGUCGGAAUCCUUUAACCCCAUGAACCUGCUCGGUGCCAUUUGGCCCAGUAGCAACUCGGGCACCGUCAUUCUGAACGUCACUGACCCCGUGCACAUGGAUGCUACGUACAGAUCAGAUCAGAAGACGGCAGGAAUUCCGAGUGGAUAAAUCUCUAGAGGAGGAGGUGUGAAAAGAUGUCACUGCAAAAAUAACACUACAGCCAAGAGAGACAAUGAAAGUCUGUCAUGCCAAAACCAAAUGUACAAAAAUCCGUCUACUUGGCAAAAUUAUGUAUUUUUUUUAAUGUAGCAGGAAAGCAGCUCUCUACACUAAAUGGUACUUUAUACAGCAGUCAAUCAAGCUGUGAUUUUCAGUCUUGGCUCGGAUAAACUGUCACCAUAUUGAGAUUCUCAUGAGAAAGAUUGCGUCUCUGACACAUUUUGGCUGACUGUUUGGCCAAGAAAGACAGAAAUGAUGAAAUAAUGAUAAAGCCAUCAUCCCUAAUCUGAGUGAAGCAACUUCUGCUGAGAUUUCCUUAACAUUUCAGUGGAAAUCCAUAUACCAAGUAUUUCUUAGGACUCAAAAGAUCCAACUGAUCUAUUCAUGUAAUGUUCAGUGUGUCCGAGACACCGGAUACACCAUCGUCAUUAAAGCAGAUCGCUGCAUUCAUGAUUUUCAUACAUUUGACUCCUGAUUCCAGAUGCAAAAAGAAAGCAGACCUUGUUCACUUUUUCCCCCACUGUCUCAAACACCAUGCAAAGGUAAACAGUCAGUGCAGGGAUCUAUACUUCUUUUCUGAACACUCCAAAGCUACAAAUUCAUUUCACUUCUGAAGCAGCUUUAUCCUUGUCAGGAAUACACUGUGGAUCCAGGAUGACGGACCACAAGGAGGUAUUACGCUAACGAUGGGUUGCCAGAUCAUCGCAUGUUUACAGUACACAUAGCGACAUGGGAUAAAGCCCAUGGACAAUCCACAUAAACAGUGACCCCACACUCAGGAUCAAACCCCGGGACUCUGCUGCUCUGCAGUGCCUUCUGCAAAAAAACAUAAAGCUUGGGAAUUCCUAAAGAAGAGUUCUCAAACAGGGCUUUAUCGAAAUCUUCAAAUAUCAAACACAACCAUUGCCUGUGAAAUCUCUUAAUAGUGUCUAUUGUAUUAUAUGCACCUUGUUUUUAUCUCUGUAUUGCAUUUACGGCAAAAAAAAAAAAGGCUGUUCUUUGUGUGAGGUCACUGUGCAAACCUAAAUUACACUGGACUUUGGAACAAAAGCUACAUUAUAGAAAUAAUUUCCUGCUUUUGCAACACUGUCGGACCAUAGUGUCUGCCACAAUAACAUCGAAGCUAAUCAUUUAACAUAGGGACCCAUCUAGAGGCAAAUUUUCAGACAAUCGCAGAUGCUGAGCCGAAUAAAUGAUUCUUUAAAGGUUAAAGGUUUAGUCAGAACUAGUGAACUAAUAAUGAUACUAAUAGGAGGAGGAAUGGAGGAUAAAUCUGCUUAAAAAACUAAUCAAUGCGCACUGGUUAUAAGAUUUGUCCACAGUCUCCACUGCCUCUCUAUGUCUGCUUCUUUUCUGAUUGAAUGCUCAAGAUUGUGUCUCUAGCGAUCACUGAAGUUUCUACCUGAUACAGAUCCUACAACAUGCCAUGAAUAGUUGCAUUGUGUUGUGCACAGUGGGAAUGCAAAAUAUGUUGUGAUAUAGACGUCAAUGUCAUUCAGUGUGCUCGUCUCUUGAAGGGGUUUGAUCUCUAUGACCACUACAUGAUGACGUGCCGGGUCUACAGUCCUCAAGAUGCUGGUAUUCCUUUCUCCUGGUCUGCAGUUCUUGUAUAAUCUGACCUUGUUCGAUGUUGCAUAGGUUCUUCAGGUUCCCUUCAGGUUGCUUAAGGGCUUUUGACACUUGAAAUAGUUGAUCCUGGGUCAUAAUAGAAACCCGGGUAAACAGAAUCCUGGGUUAUCUUGUUUCGUAGUUCAUAAUCUGACCU
Hemibagrus wyckioides is the source of this 4151-nucleotide messenger RNA. Its product is annotated as pyroglutamylated RF-amide peptide receptor. Gene Ontology annotation, molecular function: neuropeptide Y receptor activity. Lineage: Eukaryota; Metazoa; Chordata; Actinopteri; Siluriformes; Bagridae. Gene Ontology annotation, biological process: G protein-coupled receptor signaling pathway. The coding region runs from base 995 to 2335 and encodes 446 amino acids. The transcript is spliced from 6 exons. Gene Ontology annotation, cellular component: membrane. The record is from RefSeq and is a predicted model, not a curated record.